AUGUCAAUGGGUGACUUUAUCGCCCAGCAGUUACUUGGUUUUUCAACACCAUCAACGUCUAUCAGUCAUUCAAAUGUCGAUUCUCAACUUUCGUCACCAGUUCCAAGUCGAUCGUCAUCAGCUUCAUCCGAUGAUCAUCAUCAAGUUAUACCUCUUCAAUCAAUGAUGUUCAGAAACUUCUGUUCGACAUUUGAUUAUGCAGCUGCUUUUCAAUUAAUGCAAUUGCAAAUGCUUUAUCAGCCAAAUCUUUUUAACACGUUUUUCAAUCAACUUACCCGUAUGGAGGCGUUAAAAAAUGCCUAUAAGGUUAAAAUUUUACCAACAAACAUUUGUCAAGUGGAAUCCCUAUUUCAAAUACAAGAAACGACGCGUGAUAAACAUAUAGAUGCAUGUCGUGAAACGAAGCGUGUGCAUUCACGUAAUGUCGAUGAGGUUCCAGUAAAACGCAGUAAAUAUGUGAAGCGCAUCAUCGAUGAUAACGAGACCAAUUCACCUGUUUCUGGAAUGUUCAUAAAGCUACCAUUGAAUGAACGGAUGUUUCAGGAAGCGUCACUGUUGCCACCACCAGAACAGCUUCAAGCUGCAGCUGACCUCGACGAUACAGCAGCUUUCGUUAAUAUUUCUGAUGAAAGUCGCCGCAAUAUCGCCCGAAUAUCAAACAUCAUUGGCGAUUGUAUUUGUGCUCUAUGCAAGGUGAAAUACGAAGACGUAUUUCGUCUUGCUCAGCACCGUUGUCCACGAAUCAUCCACGAAGAAUAUCGUUGUCCAGAAUGCGAUAAGGUAUUCAGUUGUCCAGCGAAUUUAGCCUCACACAGGCGAUGGCAUAAACCAAAGGAAUCAUCAUCAGCAUCAGAUACGCUUGAAUGCUCAACUUGUUCCACUUCAUUUGAAUCCAAAAAAUCUCUAAAGGCGCAUUCCGCAAAUUGUUGCUCGGAAGCAUCAUCCACUGUAAGGAGGAUUCAUUCAUUUCAUGUACCUAAAGACGAGAAAUCAGACGUCCCUAGAUAA
This is a messenger RNA of Dracunculus medinensis (Guinea worm), 1008 nucleotides long. NCBI's taxonomy places the organism in Eukaryota, Metazoa, Nematoda, Chromadorea, Rhabditida, Dracunculidae. The record is from the annotation of a GenBank genome assembly.